UUGAAAUGCGCCUCUUGCGUCAUGUGUCAUGUCAGACGCGCGAGCCGCUCCUGACAGCUCGCUCUUGCCCUUCAGAUUAGCGCGGCGGCGCAGUGAAUGACUUCAGCUCCAUCGAUCUGUUGAGCGAAGACCAGCGUUUAAUGGCUACCGCUUUGCUGAGGAGAAGUGCGUCUUCCACUCCAGCUCCCCAGGAGUCGUAUAACACGCCUCUCACGCUGGCCGAGGCAGCGCAAGGAGACGUGUUUAGACCUCAGGAGCGUCUCACGGGGAGGAGCAGAUUUAAUGGCACCCCACCAGCUCAGCACACUCUGAUGGACAAAUACAUGCCACCUCAGUUCCAGACCAUGCCAGAGCAUAAGAAGUUUAAUCAGAAUGGUGUCAUGACCAUGGACCACGGUUCACCUUACAGCAUCAACAUGAAUGUCUUCCUGCCCGACGUCCCGUACAUGCGUACCGGUCUCUGUCGACCUGCAAGGCCCACACUGGCACCCCAAAUGAAACCAGAACCCAUGCAUACACUCAGCUACCCGAGCUGCCACAGCACCGUCCCGUCAGCUCCUCCACCCUCAGAAUACACACACCACUUCAGCCCAGCCAGCGGAACGUGCAGCUCUGCGUUCAUCAAGCAGGAGACUCCAGAGUUUGACUACCAAGACGUUCCUCUGUUCCAACUUCUGAAUUCAGACCUAGACUCUGUAGUCUCUGGUCCCCACUCUGGCGUUUGCUCAUCCAUGUCAUCAUACAACAGCAUGAAUUCAUCCAUUACUCCGAUUGCAAGAAGACCCAUGUGUGAUAUGGGCAGUUGUGGGUCUUCACCUGCCGGUCACUUUGGUCGGCAUCAUCAGAAGCCGAAUGUGCCGUACCUUCCCCCCUCCCCUCCAAACUCCGAGCCCAGCAGUCCUGACAGGAGAAAAGAACUCUUACACAAGCUGUCACCUCCUCCCUCUUACGCUGCCAGUAUUGCAUCUAAACUGGUAGGGCCGGCUUUAGGCCCUCAAGCAGCCGUACCAGUACAAACACAAGCCGUGCCUGCCAGGCACAACCGCAGGAACAAUCCUGAUCUAGACAAGAGGAGGAUACAUCACUGCAAUGUCCCAGGUUGUAAGAAAGUCUACACCAAGUCCUCCCAUCUGAAAGCACACUUACGGACUCACACAGGAGAGAAGCCGUACCAGUGCUCCUGGGAGGGCUGUGACUGGCGCUUCGCCCGCUCCGAUGAGCUGACGCGCCACUUCAGGAAGCACACGGGUGCUAAACCCUUUCACUGUUCGGUGUGCAGCCGCAGCUUCUCACGCUCUGAUCACCUGGCCCUGCACAUGAAGAGACACCAGAGCUAGAACCAUAAUGCCACGCUGGCUUUCAUAACGUCCUCUCUUUCUGUCAGUAGAACUUGGGUGUGUUGGGUUUGCUUUGGUUUUGGCAGCUCAUGAGGCACAAGUAUUAAACUGUGUUGGCACUAGACCUGUAACCCUGUGGAACGCAGCCACUACGUGAUGAGAACUUAGCUGGGAGGUUUUUUUCCAUCAGCUGUUUUUUUUUAUUAGUAGUACUAGUAGUAUUUUUUUCAUAAAAAUGUGCCUUUUCCAUAUUUUGAAACAUAAAAAUCACUUUUAAUGCGAAUAUAUUCUUAAAUGCUUUGCACCUUACGGUUAAUUUCACAUUUGUCAAAGUGAAAUUGAAAGAUAAACGUGUUUGGAAAACCCCGCUUCGUUAAUAACAGCCAUUUUCAAAGAACAAGUUGAUGAUAAAGUGUUUCAGAAAUUCUUGUGUGAAGCACUGAAUAAACAAACAAUCGAAAUCAAAUCUGAAAUACCAAAGAUAGAAGUUUCUCCCAAUUAUUCCUGUCCAUCUGUCACAGCUAAAUGAUUCGAACCAUUUUUAGGCGGGGUUUUGUUUUUGUAGGGGAAGAUUUUAUUCUUAAAGUACAUUACAGAAACUGAAAUCAUUUAUAUGAGAUUUUAAAUAUUUUAUUUGGAACAUUAAUAGCUUUAUGUGUAAAUAUUGUAAUUCAUUUACUCUAUUAUUUAUUUUUUUUCAGAUGAAUUUUUUUACUGUAUAAAGUACUUCUCUAUGCACAUAUGUGAAUAGAGCUACGGGAAUGAUGGUUUUAAUGAUUAAAAGAAAUCUUUUAGAUAAGUUAAGAACUACAUGAUAGUUUUUGGAUAACAGCUAUAGCAGAUAACACUUCAUUUUGUACAUGUCAGGCUUACAGUGCUUUGUAUCUACUGUAUGGUAACAUUUAUGUUUUCAAGUAUUCUGCCUGUUCUCCUAGUGACAAUAUAAUAAUGACAGCAGAGAUCAUAUAAUGAAUUCCGAUGAAGGACCGUAACAUCUAAUGGCUUUUCUAUGGUUCACAUCAAGACCUAACUUCAUAAACUCAAUUUGUGUCUACAUUAAAAGCAAAAGCUUUAAAAUACA
Pangasianodon hypophthalmus (striped catfish) is the source of this 2418-nucleotide messenger RNA. It is a transcript of the gene klf5b, whose product is annotated as Kruppel-like factor 5b. Gene Ontology annotation, biological process: regulation of transcription by RNA polymerase II. Gene Ontology annotation, molecular function: DNA-binding transcription factor activity, RNA polymerase II-specific; RNA polymerase II cis-regulatory region sequence-specific DNA binding. The transcript has 4 exons. The record is from RefSeq and is a predicted model, not a curated record. NCBI's taxonomy places the organism in Eukaryota, Metazoa, Chordata, Actinopteri, Siluriformes, Pangasiidae. The coding region runs from base 141 to 1337 and encodes 398 amino acids.